This is a messenger RNA of Trematomus bernacchii (emerald rockcod), 1121 nucleotides long. It is a transcript of the gene hoxa2b, whose product is annotated as homeobox A2b. The transcript is spliced from 2 exons. Gene Ontology annotation, molecular function: DNA-binding transcription factor activity, RNA polymerase II-specific; DNA binding. The record is from RefSeq and is a predicted model, not a curated record. The coding region runs from base 1 to 1008 and encodes 335 amino acids. NCBI's taxonomy places the organism in Eukaryota, Metazoa, Chordata, Actinopteri, Perciformes, Nototheniidae. Gene Ontology annotation, biological process: regulation of DNA-templated transcription.
AUGAAUUACGAAUUUGGGAGAGAAAGUGGUUUUAUCAACAGCCAGCCGUCGCUCGCUGAGUGCCUGACAUCUCUCACUAACCCUGUCGGUGAUGCAUUUCAAAGUUCAUCAAUCAAGAGCUCGGCGCUUUCACAGUCGACACUGAUUCCUCCUCCUUUUGAGCAGACCAUCCCCGGCCUGCACCCGGGCAUCCACCCACGCCACAGCCGCGCAAAGCAGCCGCUGCAGGCUGCAUCCCUUCCCCCGGAGUACCCGUGGAUGAAGGAGAAAAAAAGCAUCAAGAGACACCCGACUGCUGCUGCUGCUUCUUCUGCAACAACGACUGACUCCUCUUGUUUAGGUUCCCCAGAGGAGCCAGAGCUCGGAGGGGCAUCCCGGAGAUUAAGGACUGCGUACACCAACACCCAACUUCUGGAGCUGGAGAAGGAGUUUCAUUUUAACAAAUACCUGUGCAGACCGAGGCGAGUGGAAAUAGCUGCUUUGCUGGAUUUAACAGAGAAGCAGGUGAAAGUGUGGUUUCAGAACAGGAGGAUGAAGCACAAGAAGCAGACCCAUUGCAAGGAGAACCGGGACAGUGAGGGGAAAUACGCGUGCCUGGACGACGAGCCGGAGGACGAGUUUGAGCAGGAGGAAGACAGCAGUGCAGCCGGGGGGACGCUCCUGGAGAGGGAGAGGUAUUUCCACCAAAAUACCUUAACUUCACAACAUUGUAUGAACGGGCACAAUGGGGACAACCAAAGCGCUUUGAACAGCAAUGAGAAAAAUCUGAAACAUUUUCCUAACCCGGCACCCACUGUUCCUAUCUGCGUGUCAACAAUAGGCCCGGACAAUGAUAAUUCCCCGGGCCUGGACGUCUCUUUGCAGGAUUUCCACGUUUUCUCCUCCUCCUGCUCUUUCUCACCAAGUUUGUCAGAUUCUGAACAUAGUCCCUUGUCUUUAUCCUCCGAAACGUUUGACCUUUUCUCAGAAACACUCACAACAAUCGACCUGCAAAACUUGAGCUAUUAAAAUAUUUCAACAUGUUUCAUUUGAGUUCAGACACUUGUGUCCAGUUUAUACUCAAUUAAGUAGAUCUCAAAAGUAAGGUAAGUUAAAGCAAAGACAUUAGCCUAUGGACAGUU